Molecule: messenger RNA, 1515 nt
Organism: Bacidia gigantensis
Lineage: Eukaryota; Fungi; Ascomycota; Lecanoromycetes; Lecanorales; Ramalinaceae
Exons: 3
Coding region: 1-1515 (504 amino acids)
Biological process (GO): ubiquitin-dependent endocytosis
Cellular component (GO): cytosol; cytoplasm; plasma membrane
Molecular function (GO): ubiquitin protein ligase binding; protein-macromolecule adaptor activity
Source: RefSeq, a predicted model, not a curated record
AUGGCUACGACCCUUUUCGACAAGAUCGGUGUCGACAUUGGCCCUGUCGGUAUCGCUAACGCCGUUUCUCUCUUCGAGAUUCGACUCGACCAAAGAUUCGUAGUCCUGAGAGGUCGUCGAGAUGAGGCCGCUAGUGCCUCAUUAAGUGGCAUAGUCUUCCUUUCCCUGUCACAAAGUCUUCCCAUGCGGGAGAUUUACAUCCGUUAUACAAUUCAGAGGAAAAUAGGUUGGAUCUCAUCACGCGCCGCUAAUGUUCAUUAUCGCUCUCCUGAAAUUCUCUUUCGAAACGUCAUUUCCUUGAAGGGCCAAGAAAAAUUGCAGGCUGGCGAUCAUGAGCUUCCUUUCCGCUGGGAGGUGCCUGGCAAUACGGCAGAGAGCCUUGAGGGUUUGCGCUCAACUUGGGUCAUACAUCACUUGAAGGCUACACUCAAAAGGCAGUCAACACAAUCCAAAAAGGAGACGAAUACAUACGUUCGAGUUAUAAGAAUACCAAACGAGACGGAUGACAGGCUUCAUGUUCCUUCAUUCAUAAGCAAGACUUGGCCUGAAAAAUUGGAAGCGGAGAUCCAAAUCUCUCCAAGGGCUGUACUUUUUGGUUCAACAGUCAAAGUCGACUUUUUGUUAACGACCAAUCUGGCAGAAUUGAAGAUUCCAGCUGUAGCAAUUACCCUUGUUCAAAUCAACAAGUGUAGAUCUGAACAUCGAGUCAAAAUCGUCAAAGAAACGCGCCCCCUAGACGACGUGGUGGCAGAAUCGGACGGUUACGAAUGCGAGAUCUAUACCUUCUCAGUGCCACUAUCUUUGCCGCGAAGUUUGCAAACCUGUCUCCAAGACUAUGAGCAUCCCGACCUUAGAGUCAGACAUAAGCUAGAAAUCAAGAUCCAUCUCGAGCAUCCGCACGUCCCAGUCUCUACUCUUGAGGCUGGCAUGCCCAUUUUCAUCUUCAUAUCUCCCGAUUUACCAUUCAACCAAGACAACGCAGUGACCGCUACCUCGGCCGAAAUCGCUCUUGUAGCCAGAAGCACGGGAGGCACGUUCCUCCCUCCAUACGAAAACCAUACUUGGGACGAGAUCUAUGAAGGUAUUGACGCAGAACGCUACUUGGCGCCCCGAGAGGGAGCCAACGCGCCUGCCAGGAGACCGGACCUCGCAAUGACAACCUUGCAAGCAGGGAGUGGAAGCUCGGACGUACUUCCAUCUAGGCUCGGUGACUCACAUGACCGCGGAGAAAUCGACCAUACAGCUGCGUCAAGCAGCCAAAUAGAAGACAGUGCGAGGAACGAGCAAGGUACGCCUGGCGUGAUCCAGCCUGAUACAUCGACACAAGGGCAAGAGCCCAAGCAGCAGCAUGGCCAUUACGACAUAGAAAAUAUGUCCAAAGUUCCAGGUUACGAGACUGCUGCGCAAUCUGCAUCCAAUCUCUCCUCUAAACGGGGGCCUCCGUCGUAUGAUGCGGCAACGCAAUCAACGACUUCUGGCAAUGACGACGGGCAGCAGACCUCUCCCAGAGAAUGA